Messenger RNA from Linum trigynum, 357 nucleotides. The record is from the annotation of a GenBank genome assembly. NCBI's taxonomy places the organism in Eukaryota, Viridiplantae, Streptophyta, Magnoliopsida, Malpighiales, Linaceae.
AUGGAAACCAUCCUCCCCAUACGGGAAAAGAACAAGGAACUGCAGAGCAUGAAACUUGGGGUUCAAGCAUGUAAUUCGUUGCAGUCCUUCAUCCCGAUGGUUGAUAAUGAUAUCUCUAUCGCCGUCCUCGACAUUGAAAUCACCAGGUAUAAGACCUGCGACAUCAGUCCCAGUAGGGAGAUCGUACUGCCGAUUGGUAUUUUCUCGAUUCCCAAUUAUCCUGAGCCAAAGAUUAUGAUUAGCUUGAUCAUGAACCUCCCUGGCCACCCUGCGAAAGCUUUUAACCAGUUCGUUGCUCUGGUCAAACAUGUUUAUCAACCCAACAACAAUGUGGGGCUUCAGUGCAAGGUUAGAUGA